UGAAAGGCGGCGACGCCACCCUGCGCGAGGCACGAGGAAGGCGGUGCUCUGUUCGGGGACGGGUUCCAGAGCCGGGAGGGGAGGAAGCGUCGCCCCAGGAGCCCCGGUCCCGCCCAGGUACGACCAAAGAAAGGGGCGUGGAGGCCCAGGCGGCUGACAGCCCGCGGAAAUGCGGAGGCUCCCGUGGCCGUCGUGUGCGGAGCAGCUUUCCCUCCCUGCUUUUUGCCGGAAGAUUAGAAAAUUGUUAGCCGGCUGGAGAAAUGGAGACGCCGAAUUUUAAGAACCCGUCUUGCCUGUCCUGAAAAUGGAAAGAGAACAUCCCCUAGGAGGAUACAGAGAUUGAAAAACUGAAGACGUUUGCAUAACUUCAAAGACAAAAUCCACAAAGAGUUCUCAUCUAGGAAGGAGGCACAGGUCAAGGAAAAAACUUUAAUAUUCUAUCAGACCUGUUUCCAGUCUGCAAAAGUUGCCAUGGAGCAGAUCAGUAAUUUUUUUCAUUCCAUCUGGUCUUUUAUCUGCUUAAAACAUCAGGAGGGCAUCUAUAACACAAUCUGUCUUGCUGUAUUAAUGGGGUUACCUGUUCUUGUCAUCGUUGUUGGAAUUUUCAUCUGUUGCCAUUGUUGUUUUUGUGGCCAGCAGCAAAGGGACAAAAAUAGCCACAGCAGCAGUAGUCCAAUCCAAGGGAAAAGAAGACAUAAUAUUAUGAAGAAGAAGAAGAAAAAGAAAGAAGAAGAUCUGUGGAUUUCAGCCCAGCCCAAAGUGCUCCUGCUGGCAAAAAGGCCAUCAUUGUUGGUUUAGAGGAAUGCAGGCAGACAAGAGUUACUUUCCUUUCGUAUACAGGACUAUUCCUAUUCCUAUCUCAUAAUGUGUUCAGCUCCACGUAAAGCUGAGAACAUGCCAUUCUGUCUUACUUCCACAUGAAGGAAGCUAAUUUUUAAACUUAGGAAUGUGGCUGCAUUUUCAAGUUGGACACUUGUUUUACAAGCAAGCUGCAACAUUACACCAAUGCAGAAUGAAUGAGUGGUGUGCAUCCACUGAAUGCAUAUGGUGUACACCAACGGUAUAUGCUUACAUGAACUCAGUAGCAAAUUGUAUUCUACAAAUAGGCAUUUGUGCCCUUAGGAUGCAGAAUUCAAACUAGAACUUUUGCUUUGCCUAGCAUAGCUUGCACUGAAAGCUUAUGUGCACUAGCAAGUAAGAAAGUAAGCAACACUGCUGUAUACAUGUAGGUAUAUAUCAUAUAUUAUCAUGCACAUUUACUUAUACAAUCUGAUUGCACUGAUAUGUAAGCCAAGGUAUUGAAUUGGGUUAUUUUUAAAAGAAAUAUCAUCAUGAAGGAGAAGACUACGACUAGUGAUUAUUUGCUAGUUUGGAAGAAAAUUGCUGAGUUAGUUGGGCCUUUGGUCUGAACAUUUGGGCACAAAAGAAAUUGUCUUCUUAACAAAUGUCUCACAUUCUUCUCCAUGUCUGAACUAGUCAGAAUUUUAUAGAUUUUACACAUUGCUUGCCAUGCCAAUAAUCUCUACUUUCAUUCUUUAAAAGGUUAGGUUUUUAGGACUUCCGGCUAUGCUGACAGCUUUGGAUGUACCAAAUUGGGGGAUGGAUGGGGUAGGCUGAAAUUCAGAAAGAUGAGACAUUAGUAUUGCACAAAUAGUAGAAAAAUAAACACCAAUAUCCUAUCAAUCAACAUGGCGAAAAAUUUGGUGUGGGAGGGAACCCUCCAAACUUGGAACAACAUAUUAUGACAGGAAUAAUACAUUUCUUGGUCAAAGCAAUUGCAAAUAUAUUUUUGCAUUUUCAUUAAAAAAAAAUAUUGCUAUGUGCUUAGAUAAAGCAAUGGGGUGACUUGUUACAAAUAUGCAUUCUGUUCUUUAUUUUUA
Molecule: messenger RNA, 1880 nt
Organism: Ahaetulla prasina
Lineage: Eukaryota; Metazoa; Chordata; Lepidosauria; Squamata; Colubridae
Product: KIAA0040 ortholog
Exons: 3
Coding region: 472-798 (108 amino acids)
Source: RefSeq, a predicted model, not a curated record